AUGUACGCUGGAAUAUACCCUGUUGGUUUAAAGUUUGUGCAGGAAUCGUCCGAUGACUCGGACGAGGGCAACACCACCGAUGCUCAACCUGAUGUCCAAGAGAGCCAUGAUGAUAAUCAGGCUGCUUCUGAUGAGGCUCAGAGAGAUAUCUCCGAUCAAAUAUCCGUUUUUAAUCAUUUGCCCUUUCCUGAAGUCCUCUAUUCCCAAGAUGAGAAUAUCCGCCCUUCACAUGUGGGCUCGAGUCCCCCUGUAGGGUCCCCUGUCUUCGAGGACCCCCCGAUCGUUGCAUCCUCUUCAGGCUUAUCUCCUUCUCUUUUGAAUAUUGUCUCGCCCCUGGCGUCUGCGAGUACAUGGACAAGCUCGGCGUCACCACUGAGCUCGGCCGACAUAUGCGAUCUUCGCUCCCAUUUCAGCACUGAAGUCCCUCGUCGAGCCCUGCAAGUUCCGAUGGUGCUGAAGGCCGUGCUUUGCCUUGCAGCCCGACACGAUGCGAUCAUGUCCAAUUCUAGUGACUGGGAGGCCUCCGAAUAUCACGGACAGUGUCUGGAGCUGCUCAUUGCUGCUCUAGCCCUGCCGGAAGAAACAUAUGACGAUAACCUCCUUAUCACUGUGGUUACCCUCCGGAUAUAUGAAGAGCUCGAGCGUGCAACCGAUGAGAAGUGUCAUUGGUCCGCCUCUUCUGGCGGUCUCGCCGAAGCAGUGAGCUGGCAAUUCCUCCGCCAGGCCAUCUAUGCUUCAUUGGUACAACAUCAGCCGAUGCAGCUGGACCUCGCCAACUACGAGCUCUCAUCCGUGUUUCGGCGCCGCGACGACGCUUCAUAUGCCAACAUUAUUAUCUUCUUGUGUGCGAAAAUUAUCCAAUCCUGUUGGGGAUCGCAUUGCAGCUUUGUCGAUGAGGGCGAGUGGCAGCAUCUGUCCGAAAGCGUGGAACAGUGGCAUCGUGCGCGGCCUAUCAGCUGGCAGCCGUUACAGUACAAAGAUUCAGAUCUCGCAGAGAAUCGACCGUUCCCUGAGUUGUGGAUGAUGUCUCCGCCAGCGGUCGUCGGUUUACAAUACUACCAUGCAUCGUGUAUCCUCCUUACUUCGUCCCAUCGACACUGGAAUGUAUCGAGCGACUAUGAACUGGCGCGGUUGAGACGAACCGAAGAGAGAACCAUAGCAUCCCAUCUCGUGCGGACGAUAGGACUUUCCAUGUCGAAUGAGACUGUGGAGAACGCAUACUUUAUGGCGUGCCACUUAUUACAUCGAUAUGGCUACUGCCUCCGCCACCCCUCCGAGAAACAAGGGUCCUUGAAAUUUCUCCGCCGGGUGGAAAAGGCGGUUGGGUGGCGCACCGACUGGAUGAUCCGGGAGCUUGAGGUUCAGUGGGGAGAGUUGGCGGAGAUGGAUCGAUGGGAUUGA
This is a messenger RNA of Aspergillus niger, 1401 nucleotides long. RefSeq lists its product as uncharacterized. Gene Ontology annotation, biological process: positive regulation of transcription by RNA polymerase II. Lineage: Eukaryota; Fungi; Ascomycota; Eurotiomycetes; Eurotiales; Aspergillaceae. Bases 1 to 1401 code for a protein of 466 amino acids. Gene Ontology annotation, cellular component: nucleus. The transcript has 7 exons. The record is from RefSeq and is a predicted model, not a curated record. Gene Ontology annotation, molecular function: transcription cis-regulatory region binding; DNA-binding transcription factor activity.